CAACCAUUGCCCACCGCCAUUAGAGUGCUGAUAUUUUUCUUGAUGUCUAGGCAUUUAAGUAGCAAAUACUGUUUUUAACAUUCAUUGUUUUCAAGUGUGUGCACAAAAACAUUAAUAAAUAAGUGUUUUAUUGUAUACUAAUGUAAAAGUAUACCAUGGAGUUUCUUCGAAUGUUGUUUAAGACAUCAAAAGCAUAAUAAGACGUCUUCGCGUAGUACAGCAGCAGACAGCUUGAGUGGACGAAGUGAAAAUCUUAAGUGUUUACUGUCUGGGACAUCAGUCUAAAAUCUGCAACUUUAUUGCAAUGCUUUGCAGUUGACAAGGUCAGGUUCCUUUGAAGCCUGAAGUGUUCUACGAAGGCUAAUAUUAUUACUUAAAGAAUUAAAACAGCGACAAUGGCGAGCCGUCACAUACCAAACGACAAGAUUAACUUGAAAGUUAUCUUGGUGAGUGGAAAAACUCAUGAGUUUAUCUUCAGCCCCAGUGAUUCAGCAGCAGAUAUUACGGACCAUGUCUACAACCAUUGGCCAGAAGACUGGACUGAUGAACAGCUUCCUCCAACCAACAUCCUACGAUUGAUAUACCAGGGACGAUUUUUGCAUGGAAAUGUCACUUUAGCAGCAUUGCAAUUGCCAACUGGAAAGACAACAGUGAUGCAUUUAGUUUCUCGUGAAAAUUUGCCUGAGCCUAAUAAUCAAGGUCAGCUGAAGAAGGACAAGAGUGGAGAGGCAGGUUGUAACAACUGUUGUGUAAUUCUCUAGUGGUUUUUGGACUUGACCAGUUUGCGUUACAAUGCAGGUGGUAUUCAUAUCAUACACAGACCAUGAUUUCACAAGGCAGAGAACAGAAUGCAUUGUGCUUAAUAUGUGCUUGCUGGCUUAUUUGCUCUUUAAGCUGCAGAGUUGAUGUUGCCUGCAUGUCAGAGUGUCAGUAAGCUGACAAAGGAAUCAUGGUAUGGAAGGAAAGAUCAAAAAGUGUGAAAGAGGGAUGGCUCAGAUAAAAAGAUGUGAAUUAUGUGUUAUAGGUUUAUCUCUUGUUUCAAGAAUAAGUGGCACAUUUCUGUUGUUGUUGUAUGCAACUUUACCAGUCUGCACAUGUAAGUUGACCAUAUUAUUUCACCCUUUUCUUGACAACUUUUGUAAUUCUUUAUUGCAAGCUGGUGAAUUUUGUAUGACUGUUUAUCAAUUUAUGAGUGAGUGGAGAAUUUUUCCACUUUCAUGGAAAGUAUUUGCAAAAGUAUUUAGUAUUUUAGUAUGAAUUCAGUGUAUUCAUUCUUUUGUCAGGAGUCACUUGGUCUUUGCUUUUGUUAGCCAAAAGUGGCACAACAGUGUGAAAGUUAUAGUAUUUUGACAUUAGUGCUCUAGCAGAUUGUGAUUUUCCUCGAUCACUCAUUUCUCAUUGUUUGUAAAUAACUGUAUAUAAAUAAAUCUAUAAAUAUACUUGUAUAUCACUCUGUAAGUGUGUAAAAUCUUGCAUGUAAAUUUUCUCCCUUUAAGCUGACCUGGUUAACCCAGUUUUUGUCAAAACUUUUUUUUUUUGUACCAUAUACCAUGAAAACGCUUUCUAUAACAGCUAUCAUAGUUCACUAGAAGUUAGGGUAUAUUUGUUAGUAUAAACAUACCCCAUGAUUUUUUUUUUUGGGAGGCCAGUUUUACAGUGAGCAGCAGGGGCUAGUGGCAAGUCUAUUGACAGAGAAAGCUCUGCACUCUGUGGUUGCUGCAGUUUUGAUAAUCACAGUAGAUCUUCGCACCUAACAUUUCUUAAAACAGCCACCAGGAAUGACAAAAUAUUUUUAAUGCUGCCUUGUGAAUACUCAAGUUCGGAAUUGUAAUCAGAACCCUAUUCAUUUAUCCCUUCAUAUUGCUGACUGUACUCAUCAGUCAAAAUUUCUGUCUGUAUCUGCAUUUUCCUAAAUAUUCAUUUGUCCUCUUAUUUAACAUGCUGUACUCUGUAUUGUUUAUACAGUUUAUUGCAUUUGUUCAUGCUGCAGUGCCUAGAGCUACAUUUAGUGGCAAAGUGAUGUUUUCUACACUUUUAUUUGUUUGAGAAGGAAUUUAUACCCCCUAUUGUGGAGGAGGAUGUCAAAUUCACAUGCUUCUUCAUGCUUAACAGACCAGAUAAGGGUGAAAAUUCACUUUUUGAAAAUUAGGUAGGUACCCCCAUGAAGAUCUAAGAAAGUUUUUUUUUUCCUAAGUGAGAGAGCAAGCUCUUCUUAUUUUAUGUAAUUUUUUUGUCAUUUGGGGAUUUGUAAUCACUGUCUUUUUUAUUGAUGUACAUGUAAGCAAGCAAGCAAAUGAAUUAGGCCUUUUUAAAAAUAGGAAAGUCACAAAGUCAACAAAACAAUGUAAUGUCUUCGUGUACAAAAGGGGUUUUUCUUUCAUACCAAAAGAUCUUUUAUCGGGUCAUUUUUGUGGCUGUUGUCUGGUAAAUAGUAUUAAGUUAACUGUGCUUAGACGUUCGUAGUUUAUUAAGUCUGUAAAAGAUUAAAAUACUGUUUCUGCAGUGAGCACAUUAAUUCAAUAGUAAAUAAUUUCAUUCUUAGUAAAGAGGUAGUGCUGUGUGGUAAUUGGUAGCUGUAGGUGACAAUGAUAUUAGUUCUCUUUGAAGGAACAUAAUAACAUAACUGACUUCUGAUACUUCUAGCUGCUAUGGGCACAUAUUUGAAUUUAUUUGCAUUUUUAAUGCAAAGUUGGUGGUAUUUAUAAUUUAAACUGACAUUGUUUUUGUACUAUAAAAAUAUUUUGGGUUCUGUUAUAGGCACUUAUGUGUGGAUGAAGAUGUAGAGCCAUGGAACUAUGCCAUUCUAUCUCCUUCUCUCAGAAAAUAACAGUUUUAAGAACACUUUUUAAAACAAGAAAUAAACGUGACAACAAUUCUAUGAAACUAAAAAAAAACCAAAAGAACCUGAACGUCUCAAAACAGCAGGAAAAUUGUGUAAUCAGAGUAGGGUUCUUUCUUGUGCCUUUGUUUUGGAUGUUUUAUAUGGGCAUGCAUGGUUUUAUUUUCUUAAAUAAUAAAAAAAAAACCCAGAUCAAUAUGGGCUCAUCAGUGCUGCUACUCAACCAUAUAUGUUAUUUUAAAGCUUUCAUGCAAAACUUUCAAAAUAUUUUAGAAGCUGAUUAUGUUAGGAGUAAAUUGAUGUGUAGAGUCUCUAGCUCAUGAUGCUAUGGGUCACUUCUAAUUCUUUUCUCUCCCACCACAAUCUUAUUCUGGGUAGUAAGUGAGGCUUUUAUAAACACAUUCAACAUUUAAAAAAAAAUUUUGAGAAUGGAAUCCAAAGGGACAAAUAGGCUAUAUUAAAAUAUAGGUAUUGAUUUUCACUUUGAAGCUAAAGCUACAAUCUAGAAGUAUUGCUGUAAGUUGACACAAAAUGUGCUGAACAGAUUAAGUGGGUACAAAAAUAUUGAUGUGCAUACACAAACAUGUAUGUAUGUGUGUAAGAGAGGGGGAAGAAGCUUAUCUGUUUGAAUGGUUGUCUGUUGUCAGAUGUCCCUAAACAUAAGUAAAAUGCUGACAGGAGUAUAACUAUGCAUUUACUGAAGUUUACUAAUAAGUACCACAUAGUCUGCAAAUAAAGCUGGUAAGCUGCUUGUAGAUUUGAAAACUUGUUCUUGUAUUGACUACUUUGUUCUGAGAAGAAUUUUAUUAGAUUCUUCUAUUCCCUGGGAAUAGCUGGGUUAUUGACUCGGUUCAUAGGAAAGGACAGCCACAAAGGAAGGUACUGUUGACUUAAAAAGGUACAGUUAAACAUUAUUAUUUGUAUUUGAAUUAAGAUUUUGGUUGUGUUUCAUUUUCAUGUCUUGCCAAAAAAAAAAAAAAAAAAACUAAGGUCAUAUAUAGCGAACUAUUAAACCUCUGUAAUCGGGAACAACUUUCAGAGAAAAAAUAGUGCAGGGUUCAUAGGAUGUUACAGGUCAUUACAUUUAGAUUUUUGCAGGUGAGGCCUUCAAGUUCUUAAAUUCAUCCUGCAGGAUUACGCCCUAACGUCAGCGAAAUAACCACUAAUCCAUUUUUCCAGAUCUGUUAAAAUCCAUGGUUGUACCCAUUUGGGGUCGACUUUGCAGUUGAGGGAUUCUCCGCCCUUAUUCCACAUUAUUUUCCAUUUUAGUCGCUUGACUGUGAAGUCUCAUUCCCAAUAUUUCACAGAACCUUAUUUGCAGGGCAGCAUACUUUCAUAAAAAAAAGGUAGCAGCAGCAGUUUUAGACAGCUGAUAUCGGAACUAUGGUUGUGUGUUAAAAAAAAUCUUUUAUUGGUGGGAUUUCAGUGAGGCAGGGGAGGGUGCAAGUAAAAAGACAGGCAGAUGGAAAAGAUCAAGAUUAAAAAGCGGGGUGGGGUAGUCAAAAAGCUAAAAGUAGCUGGAAUGAAGAGGAGUGUAGAUUUUGAAUCAGUUUGCCUUCAGCAUCAGCACUUGUGACUGUUGGCUAUUGCUAUCCUAAAACGUGAAGGGACUGCCAUGAACCAGAGUCAAGAGAAGCGCUUUGAAUCUUAAGCAACUGAAAGGGAUGUUUUUCAACAGCCAGGUGACAUCAAAGAUGAAUUGAGAGGCAGAGAAAUGGGUAAAAGGUAGUUUUGAAAGGGUGAUAUGACAAGUAGAAAAACUGGUCUGCUGUUAGAGAUAGCCAUUGGGUUGCCUAAUCAGUUCUUCCCAUGAUGUCUAAUUUGAAAAAUUCAAACAGCUUUUCUUCUCUCCAAGUUGUUAUUAGUGGUUGAUUAGAAUGGGACGUUUUUUUGAAGACUUAAACCCCUACUUAAAUUGUAAGCAUAAACAAUGGUUCAAAUGGCUGCUCUGAUAUAGUUGCCAGGCCCAGCAAUUGGGGAAGGGAUUGAAGGUUAGUGCCUCAAAAAGUUUUCUGACUAUUUUUUGACUACUUUAGUGCAUAUAAGACAACUAUUUAACAGAUUUCUGUUGUAUUAAUCUCUAGUGUCAUCUUUCCCCCCUCUGACUAUCCUUCGUUAAUAGCAAUUAUUUGCUUAGUCCUGUAAUGUUCCCUUUGAUUUUUCUUCUGUAAAAUGCACAAGUAUUUUAAUUCUGGUGAUUAUGGGAGUGGAGUGCCAAAUCCUCUUCAUUUACCACUGUAGAUAUUAACUUUUUUUGUGAAAGUAGGAAAUUAAAAUAAAUUUCCCUUUUGUACAUUGUGAUGAAGGAAGGUAUGUGUUUGUAGGGGUGGGGGUGGGGAAUCAGCCAGCAACAAAGGCCAUAUUAAAGCAACUUGUACACUGUGAAGUCAGAACCAACUUUGGAAAUUUGCUAAGUGGAAUGCAUUGCCUCAUAGUUUAUGCUCAGUCAGUCUAGCAUUUAGAUUACUUAACUUUUUGAGAAAAAGAAUUAAACUGUGAGCAUCAAGAGCUGGCCACAGUCUUAACUUUCAGACUAUUGCAAACUUGAUUGGUAGAGGCAUCAAAUAUACCCAGUGCUACCCCAGUAACCAAUAAUGCACAUUACACAGAAUUUAGAGAGAUUGGAGAUUCAUGCUUUUGGUUGUGUAGCUGGUCGAUAAUUUCUUGCCAUUAUACAGCCUCUCUUUCUGACAUGCUGUUAAGCACCAGCAAGCAAAUAACCAACCAACCCUAUAUAAUGAAUUGCAUUUGUAACACAGGCACUAAUGACUAUUGUUUAGGUCAUUAUGAUUGUAUAAAGGGUUCUUGGCAUUUACCGUGGUCCCUGGGAAACUUUACUGUGAUGGAUGUGAGAUUUGUGCCACUAGAUGGACCAUCCAUGUAUUUGAACGAGAAAAUAUCUUUGAUAUACAGUGCUGAAUAACAAUCAUUGUAGUUAAAAGUUGUGAUGGUUAAUGGAUACAGAAUCCAACUUUUUAUAGAUGUAUAGUUCAUGUUUGGGCUUCUAGUUUUUUUCAUGAUGGUGAUUUUUACACCUUUUAAUGUUUCAAAUUUGUGAAUUUUGCUUUUUUAAAGUUUUAGACACCAGCAUACAUUCUUACAAAGCUAGUGGGAUCUCACUUUAUUUAUGAAUGUGCCAGCAGGUACUUUUCUAUUGAGAGUUUUAGUUUUUUAGAUUCCCCUCAGAGGAAGAAUCCAAGACAAUAACAGUGUUUAAGGUUUGUCUGUUUCUGUAUCUCUUUAAUAAAACAGAAUCACAAUUACACAGAAUUUUUUAAAGGGUCAUGAAUCUUCAAGUAGGCUGGUGGCAAGUUCUGUUGCUGUUUUAGAUUAAGGUGAAGUGAGCAUAGAGAAGGGAAUUUUCAUUUGUAUGAUUUUAUUUAUCAGCACUUAUUCCUUUUUCACAUGUUUACCUAAUGCAUAGAAGCUUUUGUAUUUCCUCAAGUUAGACCUAGCAGGAUUUAGGUUAUUUGAGUAUAAAACUACACUGCAAUCCUGCUCUGGUUGUUUGCAUGCUUUUUCAGGCCAUCACAAAUUUUUAAAACCUUUCGUUUGAUUUGUUUGCUGCUUGUGUAAAUGUUGAAAAGGUAUUUGAAUUGUGACUGCACUAGCAUGAUAAUAUAAGAUAACCAUUUUGUCACAAAUGUUUUUCACGUGCACGCGUAUUAUUGAAACUUAUUAAACACCUUAUUUUUGAAGUCCAACAUGCUACUAAGAAUUUCUGUUUUAGUCAUUCAAAUACACAUAGGAAGCCUUUGUCAUUCUUAAUUGUUCAGUUAUGCCAUGUGUCAUGCAUUCGUUAACAAAUGGGAAACAGAAGUCUGAGAAAAUACUUCUUACAAAGCAUUAGCAUUCUUUCACUGUCCUUUUUUUUUUGUCUGCCUUUUGGGCUGUCUUGUCUCCUUUGCUGCUUGCAGUUUCAAUCUUCAGUGCUGUGAGUAUAUUAAAAAGUAGAUUAUUAUUUAAUAUUAAACUUUACAAUGCACCUAUUUUGUUGAGCUACUUGCAUCUCUACAGAAAUUACUUAUGGCUAUCUUCUGCUAAUUUCCAUAAUUGUGCCAUCAAAGCAGCAUUUGACAAACUCUAGAACUGGAUUGCAUCACAUUUUGUUACUUGAGCUCAUCAUGUACACAGAAUUUAUUAAAUGUAAUGCACCAAUGUUGUGUGGUGUGCUUGUUAAGUUUAAAAUCAUAUCAUUUAAAAAUUUUGUCUUGUUCAUUGUAUAAAUUGUUUUUUAGUCAGUUCAUCUGUGAUCCUCAAAAAGUCUUAUGGUGAUUUUUUUUUUUUUUUUUGCAAUAGUGGAACAUAUGCUGUUGUUUCAUUUUUGAGCAGACACAAAUUUAAGUAACACUUAUUUUGUUUCUCUGCUUGAGAGAUGUUUAUUGUACAUUUUUGUACAGUCCUGUAAUGUUUAGUCUUGUAGCCUGUUCAUUAUGAAUUUAUUUGUAAAUUGUGGUGUAGCAUUCUUUACUGAAAUAUUACUGUCAUUUUCCCUCCUGGGACUGUAGUUUUGAAGCAGAGGUAUCCUUACCCCAAGGGUAGCUACAGACUUUAAGCAUUGUGAAGUCAUAAAAUUGGAAACACACACUGAUGACCUAAGACUGCGAUUCUCGGCCGGUGAUACACAUACCCCUAGGGGUAUGGCAAGGGUUAUGCAGCAACAUAAAUAAGCACACACCAUUGUGAAAAUAAGUACUUUUAUGUGCGAAUUUACGCGCUAGAGGUACUAGUUGGCAUUUACCUUUUGGGGGUACAGUCACAAAAAAGGUUGAGAAUCUCUGAUCUAGGAGAUUCCUGUCUUGCAUAUGGUUCAAUCUUUUUCUACAGAAGGUUGUAUUAAGCAAACCCUUUGGUAUGGAUGUGCGAGGUGUCGUUGCGGCCCUAUGCUCCUUGAGGAGUAACAAGGACUAAACUUAACUUGGUAUGGAUGUACCUCUAGUUUAUAACUAUGGGCUCUAGAAGUCAAUAACAGUUUCAUUAGAAGAAGAUUGAUUGUGAUCUUAAGUAUGAACUAGUCAGGGUAAAUGAGGAACAGUGAUACAUCAGAAUUAGCCAGCAGAUCUGUCCCAUACAUUAUGUUCUCUGAAUGAAAGAUAUGAUGCAUAAGUUGAGAAAAUGCAUUUGUUAAUGGAUUAAAGAAUGGAAUGCAUGUCACCUCUUCAGUCUGAAACCAAUUGUUCACAUCUUAGGACCAAAGGGAGUUGUCAAAUACUCCACAGAAGCCAAGAUUACGUCAUCUAUGUAAUAGCUACAGGUUUCAUAAUUUAUGUGGUGGAUUUAUUUUUGUCCACCUAGAGAAAUUUGAUUAGUCAAGAUGGGAAGCAUGAAGACAUACCAUGUGAAAUUUUCAGAAAAUGGAAACCAUUAUUUAACCACUUUCCCUGUGUUUAGACAUGUUGCGUUGAAGAUCAAGGCAUUGAUGUCUUUACCUACUCUUUUUUAUAUAGAUAUAAAGUCACGGUAGGUUUUCAGGAUAGCUCCUUUUGUGGUUAGUAAGGCUGGUAGGGUUAUCUGUUUUUAAAAGGUAAUCUAAUGUGACAUUACAGGAUUGCAAUUUUUUUUUCUCCCUUGUAUACAGUAGUCUUUCUUUGUCUCUCAUUUCAUCUCUCUUUGAUGUCAAAGCAUCAUUCUCAAUUGGUGUCCCUUACUCUUUCCCCUCCAAAAGAUUUGUAGUUGUGGGAGGAGAUGUAACCUUCUUAAAUGGACUAGUCAAUAGAAACAAGGGUUUUUUUUUUUAAAUCUAGAUACAUUAUGUUACUAUGACAAAUUUUUAAAAAUCCUACAAUGUAGAAAAAAUUCAUACAAUGACAUGUAAAAAGCAUAUUAUUAAAAAAUAAGAUGACGCCUUAUAUAGAGAAUUUUAACUCUGAGGACAAAAUUACCUUUAAAAACUUCAUGACCCUACAGUCAAGUGGUUUCAUGUGUUAAAUACAAGUGGAAUUGCUGUUGUACAGUUGCUUUAUUUCCCUCCCACUUAAUUUUGAAGACAUAAUCAGAUGUUAAAAUUCCUGGAGAAUGUGGGGCUUUUCUCACAUGCAUAUAUCAGUUAAUAGUACAAGACUAUUUGCUUCUUGUCAAAACAAAAAAAGAUUGGUAGUGCGAGUUUAAACUGUCAUACUUGGAAUACAGUUCCUUCAUGUUUAAGACUUCUGUAUUACAGUACAUAGGUGAUGUGAGCGGAUGUAGUAGGUAAAUGCAUUGUAAAUGUGAAAGUCGCAAACAUUGUGCAGUUUCACAUGGGCUCAUACCAAAUCUUUUAUUGUAUGCAUUUCAAUAAAAAUGCACUCUGAA
Molecule: messenger RNA, 9130 nt
Organism: Pomacea canaliculata
Lineage: Eukaryota; Metazoa; Mollusca; Gastropoda; Architaenioglossa; Ampullariidae
Product: ubiquitin-like protein 3
Exons: 5
Coding region: 396-761 (121 amino acids)
Molecular function (GO): protein binding
Source: RefSeq, a predicted model, not a curated record